AUGGAUGUUCUCACAUGGUUGAGAAGACAUCGAAUCGUCUUUGGCACCGACAUCGUCAAGAUGUUUCGACAAAUCAACGUGCACAAAGAUGACUGGGACCUGCAACGUAUUCUGUGGAUAGAUGAAACACAACGACUGGUAACCUUCCAACUCACCACAGUCACAUACGGGCAGAAAUGUUCCCCAUGGCUCUCGCUGAGAGUCCUGCAGCAACUAGUCAACGAUGAAGGUCAACGUUUCCCAGCAGCAGUGCCACCGCUAACUAAAGGGCGUUACGUCGACGAUAUUUACGGUGGAGCUGACUCCGAGGAAGAAAUCAAAGAAAUGAUAAUUCAACUUCAACAAAUCUGCCAUGCGGGCGGAUUUCCACUCCAGAAGUGGACGAGCAAUCACCCAGAGAUACUCGAGCAACUCAACUUGUCAACGGGAACGGCAGGUCCAGUGCAAUUCGAGGAGACAAUGAUAAAAACUCUCGGAUUGUGUUGGCAUCCAUCAACGGACUCAUUCCACUAUCAAGCAAAGACCUUCAACUCAACGAACUACACCAAGAGAACACUGUUGUCGGAAAUAGCUCAGAUUUUCGACCCUCUUGGAUUCAUCGCACCAGUCAUAGUUCGAGGAAAAAUAUUAAUCCAAGAACUCUGGUUGCUAAAAUCAACUUGGGAUGAUCAACUGCCACUUGAAUACGUACGACGGUGGAAAGAGUGCAGGGAAGAACUCACGCAACUCGACCAGCUCUCCAUCCCCAGAUGGCUGAGCCUAUCCCCAACGAUCACCAACGUACAAAUACAUGGAUUUGCAGACGCAUCGACGGUUGCCAUGGGGGCAGUCGUCUACUUACGAACUCAACGAGGCAACGAAACACCAACAGUCAACUUGGUGUGUGCGAAAACGAGAGGAGCACCACUGAAGAGAAUGACGAUUCCACGCCUAGAGCUCACCGCAGCCCUCCUGCUGACAAAAGUAGUCAGCUGGACUCAACAAACGUUGCAACUCAACGCAGAGAUAUACCUCUGGUCUGAUUCAUCGGUCGCCUUGGCAUGGAUCAACAGCCAUCCAUCACGAUGGAAGGAGUUCGUUCACAACAGAGUGACGAAAAUCCAGGAAGAAUUACCAACAGCUGUGUGGAGACAUGUUGGCGGAAUUUACAACCCCGCUGACUGUGCUUCACGUGGCAUAUCAACGCUCAACUCAACGAACAUCACCUGUGGUGGAACGGGCCUGACUGGCUAG
Molecule: messenger RNA, 1233 nt
Organism: Fopius arisanus
Lineage: Eukaryota; Metazoa; Arthropoda; Insecta; Hymenoptera; Braconidae
Exons: 1
Coding region: 1-1233 (410 amino acids)
Source: RefSeq, a predicted model, not a curated record